AUGGAUAUUGACCCUUCAAUUUCACCAAAAGCUCCCCACAAUUCAAUUUAUUCCACCCCUUUCUUCUAUUUUAAUUCUCAACUGUCGGUCUUUAUUUCUUCCAUUUUUCGCACGACAAACUAGAACAGAAAUCGUUUCUUAAACAUUUAAUUUAAAACUUUAUACAAUGAUAACCCAAUUUUCUCUCUCCUCUAAACACCUUCUCUUUUCUCCCUUGUUAUUACCUGCUUCUCCAACUCUACCACCAUUGAAUUUAAUCAAGAAUUGUUCAUAUAAAAAUUCAUGUAAAAAGAAUGGAUCAUAUAUUUUGGACCGACCAUUAUUCACGACAUUAUUUUCUAAGAGAAAGCAGAGUUUAAAGGUGGUUGCUUCUUCUUCAACUAACGUGGCUGCACCUCUUUGGGACACUUGGUCACCUGAUAAAGCCACCCCUUCUCCUUCUUUCAGUGAUAUUCUUUGGCCUUCUCUUGGGGCAUUUGCGGGAAUGGCAAUGUUGGGAAAAAUGGACCAGAUACUAGCGCCAAAAGGAUUGUCAAUGACAAUAGCGCCAUUAGGAGCUGUUUGUGCUGUUUUAUUCAUCACCCCUAAAUCUCCAGCUGCUCGGAAAUACAACAUGUUCAUGGCUCAAAUAGGGUGUGCAGCAAUAGGAGUGUUAGCAUUCACACUGUUGGGACCAGGUUGGCUUGCCAGGGGUGCUUCUCUUGCUGCUUCCCUGGCUUUCAUGAUUUACACCAAAUCUACGCACCCUCCUGCUGCUAGUUUGCCAUUGUUAUUUAUUGACGGAGCUAAACUUCAUGGACUCAAUUAUUGGUACGCGUUUUUUCCUGGUGCUGCUGGAUGCAUCCUCCUCUGUUUCCUUCAAGAAUUUGUUUACUACUUGAAGGAGAAUUUCAAGUUUUGAAUUGAAAAGGGAAAUUUUUUGAUAAAGUAAGUAAUUGCCCUCCGAAAAGCAAAAUUGAGGAGUGUAUUUCAUGAUUUUUGAGGCACUUCUGAAAGUUUUGGACGACAGACACCAGUUUAACUACGUACUGGUAGCCUGGUAGGGUUGCAAAUAUGGAGAUUCCGUACAAAAUGUACAGGAAAUUGGAUUCGAGCACUCGAUGUAAAUCAAUUGAUAAAUAUAAUUCUUUGUAUAAAUAAAUAUUAUCAUUAAUUUUGUAUUAGUAAGUUCUUUAUCAUUAAUAGGCUCUGUAAUAUAUACUUGUAUAUUUCAUUGGAAGAGUACAUUUGCUUCUUCCAUCAUAUGGUGUACGUCUUGAGGAAUGUGAAUUCAUACGGUCGAAAAUGAGCAUAAUCGUGCAGAUUUUGACCGAUGCAUAUGCCGUCAGAGGAUUUGGGCCUUUUAUAAUUGCAUGCAAUGCUCAUUUUUGUAAUGAACUCGUAGUUUCCUAGUAAAUGCCAAUAUUACCAUCAGACAUCAGUCCAUCACAUAAUUCACAUGUACCAUGGUCGAUGUACUUCGUAUGUAGUGUGUAUAGCAUUAUAUAAAUGUCAGAUCUUAUGAUUGUUA
Molecule: messenger RNA, 1510 nt
Organism: Chenopodium quinoa (quinoa)
Lineage: Eukaryota; Viridiplantae; Streptophyta; Magnoliopsida; Caryophyllales; Amaranthaceae
Product: transmembrane protein DDB_G0273707/DDB_G0273361-like
Exons: 5
Coding region: 167-901 (244 amino acids)
Source: RefSeq, a predicted model, not a curated record